This is a messenger RNA of Etheostoma cragini (Arkansas darter), 5264 nucleotides long. Its product is annotated as sprouty-related, EVH1 domain-containing protein 2-like. Bases 612 to 2012 code for a protein of 466 amino acids. The transcript is spliced from 6 exons. The record is from RefSeq and is a predicted model, not a curated record. Gene Ontology annotation, molecular function: protein kinase binding. NCBI's taxonomy places the organism in Eukaryota, Metazoa, Chordata, Actinopteri, Perciformes, Percidae. Gene Ontology annotation, cellular component: membrane. Gene Ontology annotation, biological process: multicellular organism development; negative regulation of MAPK cascade.
CUCCACCAAAAUGUAGAUCGACGUCACCGCUUCCGCCCUGAAUCCCCCUCCUCCCCCUCUCCCUCCUCCGGCGUCGUUGGAGCUGCUCGGCUGCCUGCAAUCCAACAUGGAGUAGAGAGAGAUGGGGCUCUAGCGGGGCCACCCCUCGGUAACAACAGCGACGACGCGCUUUUAACGCAUAACUGGAACCGAAGUCGUCGGUGAAAACAUGCGCUUUAGGAUUUAAAACGGAUUGUGUGCCUUGUGUGUUCGUCCGUGCGUGCGUGCUUGCGUUUGGGGAGGGGGGGCGAAGAGAAGAGCUGGAUUCGGCUACUAAAUUGUCUGUAUAGGUUACGUUACCUAGUGAAGGCGAUGGGAUAUUAACAGGUAUAAGAAAGGUGCAUUUGCGAUCCAGAAUAAACUGGGUGUCUUCGGGGGGAAAUAGGGGAAAAGCGAGAAAAAGGAGACGGGAGGCUCAGCCAGUCGAAGGCAAGCCAAAGAGCCGACACUCGCACAAAGGCGCAGGGGGAUUUAUGCGGAAUUGGAGACAGAAUCGGAGGAGCAGCGGUGAAAGAAUGACGAGCGAAAAGUAUGCAACCGCCGUGGUACAUUACCUGAGGUGAAACGAGAAAAUGAUAGAAGAAACACACCCAAACGAUGACAGCUACAUUGUGCGUGUGAAAGCGGUGGUGAUGACGCGGGACGACUCGAGUGGGGGUUGGCUGGCCCAGGACGGGGGAGCUCUGAGCAAGGUUGGGGUCUGCCGCCUCCUUCCACCAGAGCUGGCGCCCGUGCCGACCUCCUGUAGCUCCCAGUUCCUCAUCCGUGGUGAGCGGCUGCGGGACAAACGGGUGAUCCUGGACUGUCCGUUAAAGAAGGAACUUGUGUACACCAUAGCAACGCCCACGUUUCACCAUUGGAAGGUGGAAGACAGGAAGUGUGGCCUGUCCUUCCAGAGUCCAGCUGACGCCAGAGCGUUCGACAGAGGGGUACGGAAAGCCAUUGAAGACCUGGCUGAAGGUUCCACAACCUCCUCUACAGCACUCCAGAAUGAGGGCGAGCUGGGUGACGACGACGUCUUCACUAACACCACAGACAGCUCAUCCAACUCCUCCCAGAAACUGGAGAGCUCUCUGCAGCCGCUCGAGUCUUCGCCCCUCCAGCAGAGACACAAGUGCAUGCUGGGACAUCGACAUGACCUUCAUGACCCCUACCGGCUCUCAGACCACUACUUCAUGGACCAGCCGUUGUCUCGGCUUCCCCGUCAUGUCACCUUCCAGGAGGACGAGGAAAUCGUCCGCAUCAAUCCCCGGGAGCGCAGCUGGGAGCGAACCACCGAGCGUCACUAUGGACGGCAGUCAGAUCGCCCCUGGCUCACGGGCUACGAGGACUACCGCCACGCCACUGUGCGUGACAAGUUCAUCCAAAUGGACGACUCAGAGUCCUACGUCCACUUCGCCAAGACGGAGGCGCAGAAGCACGACUACACCUAUCCUCUGGCACCAUCCCUGUUGCCCUCAGACUCUGACCCUGCCCUCGGACCCUUGGUUAAUAAGGGCCCCGGUGGUUUGUAUCGCCAGGGCUUCUCCCCUGUGGUGUCCGCUCAGCCCCGCUCCUUCCUCCCGAGCUCCUCAUCGUCCAUCAAUGGCGGAAAGGGGCGGAAGGAGGACGGGUUGGAGCGAGCUCAGUGCGAGCACUGCGGCGAAGCCUUUUACAUCUCUGACAACCGGAGAGGCCGGUGCCACGAUGCGCCGGACCCUGUGCGGGCGUGCAUCCAGCGGGUCAGCUGCAUGUGGCUGGCAGACACCAUGCUAUACCACUGCAUGUCCGACCCAGAGGGGGACUACUCGGAUCCCUGCUCCUGUGACAGGGGCGAGGGCAGCGGGGGAGGCCGAUUCGGCUCACGGUGGCUAGCUCUGUUUGGCUUGUCUCUGGUGGCACCCUGCCUGUGCUUCUAUCCUCCUCUCCACGCUUGCCAUCGGGCGGGGCUCAGGUGCGGCUGCUGCGGAGGCCGACACAAGGCCCUGAGCUGAGCAGCCGCACUUGGAAACCUCUCAGAGGAAAACAACAAAAACCUAAACCCAACGCAAGCACAGGGAAAGGGAAGGAUGGGGUAAUACACAGAGGGGACAAGUGGUAGUGGCUGCUCACUCUUUUGCCUUGGUUUCUCUGGGAUUCUCUACAAAUUCCAGACACUGAAAUAAGCCAAAAAACAACAACUGUUGGUGCAUUUUCUGAACAGCCUGGGAAGAUAAGCUCCCCCUCACGGCAGACAGUUCUCUCAGCUCUCCACGUGGCCAUUUCAUGCUCUGUUUCUAGUGAGAGAGCACUCUUUUUCAGGGGGCCUUUUUUUUGUUUUUUAUAUAGCUGACCUAUAUGUCAUGUAUCACAUAUGCAGGUACUUUAUACUUUGUACACUGACUCGGCGUCAAAGAACUUGAAUUGUUUCUUUGUCCUAUUUUGUUCUCUCCUUUGAUGUACGCGUGGCCAUUUUGUUUGUAUUCUAUUCCAAAAUAAGGCCCGCUCAGCUCAACUCCGCCUACAAAGAGAAAUCAGACACUACACCUCUUUGCGUGCGUGCGUGUGCGUGUGUGUGUGUGUGUGUGUGUGUGGAUGUUGAUGGUAUAUGUGCAUGCUUACAAUGUGCGCUGAGGCCUUUUGUUGUCUGUACUGCAGCUUAUGGUAAAGCUCAUGUGUAUAUAGUCUCCAUAGCUCUCCACCAUCAACAUCUUCUUUAAUUGAAACAAACGUGGUACUUAUCUUUAUAUUCUAAUAUCCCAAAGAUUCAUGUUUUUAUCCUAUUUAUUUUCUCCCAUAAUGGAUCUACCAGCAAAUAGGUGCUGGGUUGUGGUUCACUCACUAAUCGAGACGGUAGUCCAAGUCAUGCUAAAAUCGUCCAGCAUCCAGCUCCCUGCUCCUUUCACGUUAUUUCAAACAGUGCCUAAACUUUCCUCUAAACCAGGACCCCAUUGAGUCUCAUAAUACUUGACAGUUUUUUUGGCUUAUAUUAUUUAACCUACACUCAAAGUGGUUUGAGAUUAUAAGGCUCUGAUUUCCUCAUUCUUCCCAGAACCUCAGACAGCAGUCCUUGUCACGUCAAGCACUGAAAAAUCAACCAGAGAUACCGUUAAACUUGGUGCCCAUUUUGCCUUAAAAUGUUGACUCUUGCUCCAAACUUUACCCCCGUCCCUUCUAAAGAUGUCUGCUAUAAUGAAAAAGCGUGAGCGUAGUUAUGGCUCCAAGCAAUCAGCCUCACCACAUACUUCUUUUUUACUUGUUCUAAAGAAAAUGAACUCUUAAAAAGCUUCUCAUCAAGUGUGUAAACUAAGGACUAAACUAAGGACUAAACUAAGUUUUGCGAUGUACAAUCAGCCCCGUCCACCUAUGGAGCCCACCGGUCACAGACGUGGAACAGCAACGUCCUAACUGAUGGUCAUCUGAAUGGUUCAAUGAAUAAAAUGUUUUCAAACUAGUUUGAAACAUAAUAUCCCCCCACAAAAUGGAUGUUAAAAAAAACAAAUCUAGCUUUUCAAAUCUGUUUACUAGUGAAAAUUAGUAUAAAACCUUUUGAGUUGUUGCCAAAAACAUAUACUUAUGAAUGACAAUUGACAUGUACAAUGCCACUACAGCAAUGUAGUGAGUCUUAUUUAUAAAAUGUGAUUCUUUAGUUGUAAAAGGAAUAAUCUGAACUAAGGAAGUAUGUGUCUUUGCUUUCUUGCCAAGAGUUAGAACAGAAGAUCAAUAACACUGUCAUGUCCGGAAGUGGUUAGCUUAGCUUAGCAUAAAAACUGGAAGCAAGUAAAUCUAGCCUUAUGUCUAAAAGUAACAUAAUAAAACUACUGGUAAAAACAUAAUUUACUACCCUGUUUAAUCCGUACAAAACACAUUAUGUCUGAGACUAUUUCUUGGUCGGACACAGUAACUCCCCCCAGUUAGAAAUUGUUCAAACGAGAUAAGUAAAUUAGAUACAACAUGUUAAUUUGUGAGCCAGGCUAGCUAUUUCCCUGUCUUAAUGCUAAGCUAACUGCCUCCUGGCUGCUUUGUAAGUAAAUAAAACAAGUAUAAAUGUUACAUUAACACAAGAGACAACUUGCUAAAACCACAGUUGCAUGUGACUGGGGGGCGCUAUCCUUCUGUCCUACAGCGUAUUGGUUUUCCUCCAUGCCAGACUUGGUACGUCAUCAUGGGCGCAAAGGGUAACGUGAGAUGUUCCACAACAGCUCGACCAAGAAAGAAACAGUUACUGUUUGUUUAUUCAGGGUCAUAGUGUGUGUGUUGAUACACAAACUCUGGCAAUAGAGGGGAAAACCAAAACAACGUCAUUCUACCUGCCUGUGUCACCGGCUGUUUAGUGACACUGCAGCCAAUCAAUCAGACCCUCACAGUGACAGCACAACACUAAAUUGACAACGGCUUGGGUGCUUUAUGCUUUGUCUAAGCCCGGUUGAAGGCAUCAUUGGGGAAUAUGACUGGGAACACCAAGUUUUUAAGAAUUGAAGAAAAAGUAGUAGAUCAGUAGGGUCCCAUUGGAAAAGAAUGGGAGUCCAAAAGACAGCUGAAAUGCUGGAAACAAACAUCCACCCCUGAUUGUUUUGCCAAGGAAAUGUCACUUACUGUAGUUAAAAUACAGAAUGCCUGAGGAUGUCCUUUUUCCCUUCCCUGGUUGUGUUUGUCUCAUACAUCCUGUCCUGUGUACCAGUGAAUAUACGUUGUGUGCGUGUGUGUCCUCUCCUGCUCCUUGAUCCAACACUACUGGGAUCAGCGGAUUAUGCCGUCGCAUAUGAACACCUAUCCAGUAUAAUCGGACCCUUCGAUGAUGUGAUCUAUCAGGGACGGGGCCAAUCACAGUUGAAAGAGUGUGUGUGUGUCAGUGUUUAAUCUUUUUUUCUCCGUGUCGUCUGGUGUUAGAGUUUGUUCUCUGUCAGAGCCAUUUACAAGUGCCUGAACGCAUCUUCUUUAUCUCCUUGUGUAUUUAAAUUGAAAAAUUAAAAGAAAUGACUCCCUGUAAUGAAUUAGACCCAUUUUUUACGCUUAGUAUUUUUACCUCUGUAAAAAAAGAGCAAAAAUUAUAUUAUAUAUAUCAAGUGUAUGUUGUACAUUUUUAUUUCUAUUUUGUUUUUUUAAAAUAACUGUUUCUAACAUGUACGAUGGAUGUAGCUCUUGCUUUUGAGAAGGAACAGGAAGUACUUUGUAGAUACUGAAGGGUGGCCAAGUCUGUGAGAAAACUAAAGUGACAUGUGUGUCUUACCUUCCGCCUCCAAUAAAACGAGAAAACAGUGAAACCA